Messenger RNA from Cephus cinctus (wheat stem sawfly), 3109 nucleotides. RefSeq names its product WD repeat-containing protein 78. Lineage: Eukaryota; Metazoa; Arthropoda; Insecta; Hymenoptera; Cephidae. Gene Ontology annotation, cellular component: axonemal dynein complex. The coding region runs from base 192 to 2429 and encodes 745 amino acids. Gene Ontology annotation, biological process: cilium movement. Gene Ontology annotation, molecular function: dynein light chain binding; dynein heavy chain binding. The transcript has 3 exons. The record is from RefSeq and is a predicted model, not a curated record.
UACACAAAGUGUUAUUUAUUCAAGAAAGUCGCUAAGGAAACAUUGUUGCUCACGGCACUAUAUUUUUCGACCUGCAUAGUUCAUGUGCGGUUUUGUAAUUACAUUCCGACCGUGCGGUUCUUUUGUUUAGAAUUCAGUUCUGAUAUCUCGAGGAUCUUCUGGUGUUAAUUAAUCAAUAAAUUACAAGAAAAAUGAGACCAAGCGAUAGCGAGUCACAAAAGUUCAGUUCCCGAGCUCAGAGUAUAACUUCCUCGAAGAUGAAGAUCAACACCUCCGGGAGAAUUCGUAGGGCCGCUCCAAAAAAUAUAACGUCAAUUCUUCAACAACGACAGGAUCUUCGUGUAAUAGAAGAUGGCGUGGAUAUGACGCCAAAACCAUUGGUUCAUUUUUUCUAUCCCAGUAUAGAGGAGAAGCAAGUAACGGCCUUUGAUACUUUCGGUUUCCGGGAAGCACCAAGCAGUUCGCAAUUAGUGAUAUCCGCUUCCGCUCACGGAGGACUUAAGGCCAGUUCCUCUCUUGUCAUAAAAACAUCAUCCGUGCAAACUGCAGUUCUGGUACCAGAAGACAUAGUGUUCGACAGUUUGACGUCGACACAGAUCCAGGAAUCGCCUUUGCAAUCAAUUGAUGAAGACAGGGCCCCCUCGCAAUUUUGUUUACCCAGGUACAACUCUGAUAUCUUUCACGUACCUCCUGCCAAGGUAACAAUUACUCUUAAGGAGACAGAAACAGUCUUCAUCUUUGAGAUGCCACAGCUUACUGAAGAUUUAAGAACACCAGAGGGUCAAGCUGUGAAGAGUGAUAAUGAGCGUUAUGAAUAUAUUACAGUGGGCGCAGGGUCGAAUAGGAAAUUAGCUACAGCCGAGACUCAGACACCUUGCGUCCACAUGAAAACGAGGUCCAGUUACUUGGGUAGACAUCAGCGUCGUAAUCAGGGCACAUUUGUCAAUAACUGGGUACUGUACGACACAUUUGCUGAGAUGGAAGCCCUAGGAUUGACGGGUAACCUCGUGCUUUUCACCGACGAGGCCAUAAAGAAUCUAUGGAAAGGAGAGGAGAACAGGAUGAAGUUACCAAAACUGACGACAAUGGAUAUUAUGAACCCUGAAGAUCAGUUGGCAAUAAUAGGCAAAACUAAGGAGUUCAAGGAUGCUGUACGAAUCGUGACGAGAAUCAUUUCCAGCAAUCUGUACAUCGUGGCGCAGAAGAGAUUCAAGGGUCUUAUUGGACAAGAUCCAUGCAGCUUGAGUUUAGAGUUCACCUACAGUCUAGACCUACUGUGGAAGCAUACAUAUUACAUUACGCAAGGGCGACCAGUAUCGUGCUUCCGGUGGAAUUACAUAAAUCAGAACGUCCUGGCCGCUGGUUACGGUGCUGCACCAAGUGCAGAUUCCAAGACAGGAUUGGUAUUGAUCUGGUCCAUUAAGAAUCCCAGCCUACCAGGUCGCGUUUACACUUUUAAUAGUCAGGUAUCAGACAUGGAUUGGAGUAGGGAUAAGCCGAAUUUAUUGGCAGUAGGAUUUUAUGACGGCGUCGUUAAGGUCAUCGACGUAAGUAGCUUGAAUCUGGUAGUGAUGCGUUCUAGUCGCAGAUCCGCGUCACCCUCGUAUGCACCCCAUUGGCAGGUACAGUGGUGGGAAGGCGAGGAGCAGUUUGAUUUUCAGGAACAAAUUUACACGAGUAACCAAGAUGGCCGUAUCCUGUGUUAUCGGUCUGGCGAGGAUUUCACGGCUACGGAGAUCAUGAGGAUAUCCAGGGUAGAAGGAAAAAUUAGGGGGGUCAAGAGAACAAAUCAUUGUGCCGUUUACGAUAUUCCCAUAAGCAGGAAUUCUGGUGCACUGUUGCUUAAGCGUCAUCCUACCCUGAGCAACAUAUACUUUGUUGGGUCUGACGAAGGCUGUGUUCAUCGAUGCUCGACGAAUUAUCUUCAUCAGCAUAUCGAGGGCUUCCUGGCGCAUGACGGUCCUAUCUACUCGAUGGAAUUCUCGCCGUUUUGCUCAAAGAUAUUUCUUACGUGCGGUGCCGAUUGGUGCACCAGGAUCUGGGCUGAGGGGAUCUUCGAGCCACUGAUUACUUUGUCUACGCAGAUGGCCUGCGUACGGGCUGCUACUUGGAGUCCUACAAUUUCCACAGUGAUAGCUUGUACCGUUAAUAACGAGAUCUGUCUCUGGGAUAUCAAGAGAAAGACUUACGUGCCGACCUCGAUCACGAUUUCCACGCACGCUGAGAGAUUUCUGCUACUUGAGUUCACUAAGAACGGAAGUCAACUUGUCGCGGCUGAUAUCGAUGGCGCUAUCUACGUCUACAGUCUAGAAGGCAUGCCAUUUCCACCCUAUAAUCAGACCCGAGUUCUCGUCAAUUCCAUUGAGAGAGCUUUGAUUACCAAGCCAGCUUUACUUAGAAAGCUGAAGAAGCUUGGAGAACCAUUUUAAUACUUACUACGUAAAUUUCAAUAUUGACACUAAAAAUAUAGAAUUGCAACAGGUAUGUACAUUGAAAUUUUUUUAAAAAUUAUUUUCUUUCUAAUAAUGUACAAGGUAACGUUUGUCCAUGAAGUAAGUAAAACAUUGCCUCAUAAAUUUUACUCUAUCCUUUAAUUGAUACUCGCCGUAAACUAACUUCAAACGAUUAUCAGGCACUUACGUACGAAGCGGGCAUCUUUCAGGAUCAUUUAGAAGUUUAAAAACUUUCUCAUAAAACCAACCGUGGAACAUCGUUCGCAUCAUUCGCCAUAUUUAUAUCAAUCGUUUAUAUACGUAGUGACGUGUAAACCUAUAGGAAUAACGAAAGCCAAGUAAUCGAUUCAUAAAUCAGAACCCUAAUCUCCUAUAAAUUUUCUCAUUACACCUCAAUACUCAUCAAUUAAUACUGUCAAUUGAUGCAUAUAAUUUUAUUAAAACGCUAACAAGCUAACAUUCUGUAUAAAUUCUCUUAGCAUCAGAGAAGCAUUAAAUAUUCUACAAAGUAUGGAGUAGGUAAACAAGGUAAGGAUCUGCCUUAUCGACAGUAAGGCCUAUCCGGCACGUGGGGACCCCUUUGGCGCAUGUGAAUCUGUCCCAAGUUAAAAAUACGUGUAGUCAGGUCGAGUAAAGAAGUAUAAAAAAAAGUGCCG